Aspergillus pseudoviridinutans is the source of this 2532-nucleotide messenger RNA. It is a transcript of the gene chiA1, whose product is annotated as class III chitinase ChiA1. The coding region runs from base 1 to 2532 and encodes 843 amino acids. The transcript has 4 exons. Gene Ontology annotation, biological process: carbohydrate metabolic process. Lineage: Eukaryota; Fungi; Ascomycota; Eurotiomycetes; Eurotiales; Aspergillaceae. Gene Ontology annotation, molecular function: chitinase activity. Gene Ontology annotation, cellular component: extracellular region. The record is from RefSeq and is a predicted model, not a curated record.
AUGGUGUCCAGCAAGUUUUCUCUCGUCGCCACGGCUGUUGCAGCCCUAGCUCCCCUGGCCUCUGCUUUCGAUGCCUCCUCUAGAUCCAACCUUGCCAUUUACUAUGGUCAAGGUCCUAACCAGCUCCGUCUGAGGCACUUCUGUGACGAGACCUCCUUGGACAUCAUCAAUCUUGGAUUUAUCAACUAUUUCCCCGAUAUGAGCCCUGGAGGAUGGCCGGGCUCCAACUUUGGCAACCAGUGCGACGGUUCCACCUACAUUACUACUAAUGGCGUUGUAACCAAGUUGCUGUCCGGCUGUCAUCAGAUCAUGGAGGAUAUUCCCUACUGCCAGGCGGCUGGUAAGAAGGUCCUGCUGUCCAUUGGUGGUGCCUAUCCCGCAGACCAGAGCAUCCUCUCCCAGGACACUGCCGUCGCCUUCGCAACUUUCCUGUGGGGAGCUUUUGGCCCAGUCGCUGAGGGUUGGGAGGGUCCUCGUCCCUUUGGGAAUGUCGUUGUUGAUGGCUUCGACUUUGACAUCGAGCACAAUGGCGGUUUUGGCUAUGCCACUAUGGUAAACACCUUCCGUCAGUAUUUCAGCCAGGUGCCGGGCCGCAAAUUCUAUCUCUCGGCUGCUCCUCAGUGUGUCCUCCCCGAUGCCCAGCUCGGUGAUGCGAUCCAGAACUCCGCCUUCGACUUCAUCUGGAUUCAAUACUACAACACCGCUGCUUGCUCGGCCAAGAGCUUCGUCGACAAGACUCUCGGAACGUUCAACUUCGACGCCUGGGUGACCACCCUCCAGACGACUGCCAGCCGCAACGCCAAGCUCUAUGUUGGUCUGCCGGCUGGUGAGGAUGCUGCCAACGGGGGUUACUACCUUACUCCUGCGGAGGUGGAGUCCCUGGUUUCCACCUACAUGGCCCGGUACCCCGAGGUCUUUGGAGGUAUUAUGCUUUGGGAGGCUACCUCAUCCGAGAACAACGUGAUCGAUGGCUCCACCUAUGCCGACCACAUGAAGGAUAUCCUUUUGGACUGUGACCCGAGCCCUCCCGUAACCUCCUCCAGCGCUAUCCCGUCGAGCACUCCGGUGACUUCGGCCACACCUUCGCCAUCAAGCAGUGCCAUUCCUUCAAGCACCCCAACUCCUUCCAGCACUCCUGCCGUCUCUGUGACCCCGACGCCUUCCAGCACCCCUGCCGUCUCUGUGACCCCGACGCCUUCCAGCACCCCCACUCCUUCUAGCACCCCUCUCAUCCCUGGAACAUCUGCUUCAAGCAGCCCUGUUUCCUCAAGCAGCCCCGUUGCCUCAAGUACUCCUGUUUCGUCCAGCACCCCGGUCAUUCCCGCUGCCUCGAGCACUCCUGCUUCGUCCAGCACCCCGGUCAUUCCCGGCGGCUCUUCCUCUUCUAGCCAGCCUGUCGCUUCGUCGACUCCUCUAAGUACCUUGACAUUGACAGUUACGCCUACGCCCGUGCACAGCUCAUCCUCCGCCUCCGGCACUCCCUCUACGAGCAAGCCUGUCAACUCCAACACUUCGUCGACCUCUGGACAGUCCAGCGCCCCUGUUCCUUCCAGUGCUCCUUCCAGUGCUCCUUCCACCGGCUCUACGAGUGUCCCUGGCACCAGCUCGGGUGCGGUCGGCCAGUCAGGCUCCAGCUCCACCGGUGUGUCCAGCUCUACCAAGAGUGACGUCGGCACUUCCCCAUCGCAAACAGCCGGCAACGGCAGCGGCAGCGGCAAUGGUAGCGGAUCGACAACCAAUACCGCUGCGACGAACUCCAUCACCGCUGUGCCUACCGCCAGCUCUUCAGUCGCCGCUACUGGCGCCAGCUCAGAGCCUGUGACCAUCACCACUGUUAUUGUGACUUCCUAUAUCGAUAUCUGCCCUACCGGCUUCACCACUGUGACCACUACGUACACAACCACAUACUGCCCGGGUACUAACACUGCAACCGCCACGGCCACCGUUACAAACCCUCCAUCUGGACCCGGUGGACCCGGAUCGCAAACCCCAGCUCCCACUGUUCCCGAAGGCUGGACCACCACUGUGACCGUCUGCACUCAGUGCGCUGCUAAGCCAACCACCGUGACGUUGACGCUGCCUGUGACUACCACCAAGACUGAAACUAAGUCGACUUCGACCGGUGUCGUGCCCGCACCCCCUGCCGCUACUGGCGAGGGAUCGAACCCCACCCACCCAUCAGGUGCUUCCCCCACCGGUGGUGCCAGCGGCUCUUCUGAAGGAAGGGUUCCUCCCCCAGCAGUGACUCUGGUCAGCACGAGCACCGACAUCGUGACGGUGAUUCGUCCCACUUCGAGCCGCCCCGUGAUCCUCGGUACUGGCACUGUCCGCCCUUCGUCGACGCUCGCCGUUAAGCCAUCGUCCAAGCCAUCGGGUCAAACUUCCAGCAGUGGCACUCACGUGCCCGUUCCUCCUAGCAGCACUCAGGAAGGUGUGUCGCCCUUGUCCACCGGUGCUGCCUCGCGCGUGGCUGGAUUGGGCCAUGGCUUGGUCCUCACGGUUCUCGCCCUGUCCGCGUUCCUCGUCUUGUAA